Molecule: messenger RNA, 2926 nt
Organism: Melitaea cinxia (Glanville fritillary)
Lineage: Eukaryota; Metazoa; Arthropoda; Insecta; Lepidoptera; Nymphalidae
Exons: 11
Biological process (GO): detection of chemical stimulus involved in sensory perception of smell; sensory perception of smell
Cellular component (GO): plasma membrane
Molecular function (GO): olfactory receptor activity; odorant binding
Source: RefSeq, a predicted model, not a curated record
AUGGUUGAGUCAAAAAUAUCCGAUUGCUUUAAAAUUAAUUUUGCACAUCUUAGGAUCUUUGGAGUAUGGUCUCAUUAUAAUACGUCAAAAAUCUAUAAAUGUUAUUUAGUUAUGUUUCUUCUUGUAAAUCUUUUCACUUAUAACGCAUUGCUUGUAUUAAAUAUGUUAUUUACGCCUCCAAAGAUAGAUUUAUUGAUCAGAGAAGUAAUUUUUUUAUUUACCGAAGUGGUGGUUACUUCGAAAGUUUUAAUGGUAAUUUUACUGCGUGAAAAACUCCUUUAUGCCUUCGAUAUAUUAGAUUGCGAGGCUUUUAAAGGUGAAGAUGAAGCCAGCAGACAAAUUGUUAAAAGCUACGUCGCUAAGUACAAAACUUAUUGGAAAAUAAACGCUAUUCUUGGGAACUUUAGUUAUUCUUCACGAGUAUUUCUGCCGAUAUUCGGGUAUUUGAUAUUCAACACGACAUUGGAGUUGCCGAUAUGCAAAUAUUAUUUCUUAGAUAAUGAAAUUAUUCGACGAUAUUUUGUAUUCUGGUUCAUAUACCAAUCGGUGGGAAUGUAUGCUCAUAUGCAGUAUAAUGUUAACAUUGAUACGUUAAUUGCUGGACUGUUGAUCAUACCAGUAGCACAAUUAAAAGUGCUGAAUAUUAAAUUUAGCAACUUUAAAAUAGAUGAUAAUUUCUCGAAAGAAAUUAAAAAAAGAGAAGCUUUACAGAACCUUAAAUUAUAUAAGUAUUUACGACAUUACGAGCUAAUUCUCAAGUAUUGUUCGACUAUACAGGACAUCAUAGGUAUUACAAUGUUUGUCCAAUUCGGCAUGGCGUCUGUGAUAAUUUGUGUUGUUUUGUGUGGAUUACUUCUGCCUUCGACAAUAGAAACGAUGAUGUUUAUGGUGGGUUAUUUAAUCGUCAUGGUCUUAGAAAUAUUUGUGCCUGCUUUGUUGGGUACUCUACUUAGUCACGAAAGUCAAAAACUGGUAUUCGCAGCGUAUAGCAGCGAAUGGAUACCAAGAUCUGAAGGAUUUAAACGAAGUCUUAAUUUGUUUAUGGAACGAGCAAAAUGUAAUAUUGUGCUAACAUGUUGGAGGAUAUUUCCACUUUCACUUGAAUUAUUUACAGCGAUUAUUAAAACAGCCUAUUCAUUUUUCACUCUCGUUCGAAAUUUCCAAGUGCGUGAAUCAGAUUAAAUAAAACGAUGCUAUUCAUGUACUCCUAAAUAUUUAUACCUAUCAUCUAGUGCAAGUUGUUUGAAAGUUUCGCCACUCAGAAGUAUGUGCCCACCACCUAAUGCUAUGUUUCUGUGUCCUGCAUUUAAAUGUAAUACGUUGCAUUUCUCCAAACCAAAUUUCAUACCUAUAUCGCUUAUGGAAGUCGAACGACCAACUACUACACUAAAUAAGACAUUAAAGAUUUGGAAAUAUUUGGGUUUAUGGGAUUGUGGAACAAACAAAACUCUUUACAAAUAUUAUUCUUAUACUUUCAUUUUUGGGAUAUUGAUAUUAUACAACAUACAGCAAACAAUCAGUUUGAUCUACAUACCACGAAAAAUUGAUAUCAUGAUCAAAGAAGUAACAUUUUUCUUCAGCGUAGUAGCUAUAACGAUAAACGUGUUCAUGAUUUUAAUUCAUAGGAGAACCAUUAUUAAAGUCCUUGCUUCAUUAGAUAGUAAGGAAUUUCAAGAAACAGACAACGCAACAAAUGAGAUAAUCAACAAGGAUAUGGUGAAAUAUAAAUUGUACUGGAACGGACUAAUGGGAUUGGCGCACUUCGCGUAUACCAUGAAAGACAUAGUUCCUAUAUUUGCAAAUUUUGGUAUCAGCUCUUAUCACAUUUCACUGCCGACGUUCAAUUAUUUCUUUUUAAGUGAAAAGACAAAGAACAAAUAUUUCGCUUGGCUUUUUGGUUACGAAAUUGUAGCCAUCUAUGCUAUUAUGUUGUACGAUGUCACCAGUGAUGUCUUUAUGAACGGGAUCCUGUUUUAUUCAAUAACACAAAUUAAAAUACUAAACUACAGAUUAAAACAUCUUAAAGUCGAAGAAGAUGCAGAUAUAUCGAGAGAAGCUCGAGAAAUAUUGUACGUAAAAAAACUAAAACAAUGUUUAAAACAUUAUGCUUGCAUUUUAAAAUAUUGUAGCGAUGUUCAAAGCGUAACUGGCGUGAUUAUGUUCGUGAAAUAUGGAUUAGGAUCUAUGAUUAUUUGUGUAAUAUGGUGCGGACUACUUUUGGUUAGUACUAAUAUGGAAGCAAUCUUAUUCAUGGUUUUUUAUCUAUGUGCAAUGCUUUUACAAAUUUUUCUUCCUAGUUGGCUUGGCACGCAACUUUCUAAUCAGAGUCAAGAGUUAGUGUUCGCGGCGUACAAUAGCGACUGGAUCCCAAGGACUGAACCAUUUAAAAGGAGUAUCCAGGUUUUUAUGGAACGCGCUAAAACUCCAAUUGUGAUCGUUGGCUUGAAGUUGUUCCCAUUGUCACUUGAAACGUUUACUUCCAUAAUGAAGACAACGUAUUCUUUUGUUACACUAGUAAGAAACUUUCAAGAACACGAAGAAAAUAGUAUAUAAUACAUGGCGAGUACAAAAGUCACGUCGAAUUGAAGUAGAAAUUGAAACAAAUGAAAUUUUUAGGAAGUUUUAGCUUUAGGCGUAUCCAUAAUAUAUAUUAUGUAUACAUCUCUAAGCCAUAUACAAAAAAUAUAACGAGUAUGCCCUUAACCACACGAAUGAAGUACAACUUACAAAACGUAACCCUCUCUCUUUUUAUCUUUAUAAUAAUAAUAAUAAUUAGUAUUAAUAAGCACAAGAAAGGUUUACAGAUACUUAAAUUGUGGCUUCUUCUUUUCUUCUUUUUGGCUUGUUUUUUCUUGUGUAUGGCUUUGAAAUGGUAGAUUAUAUGUUAUUUAAUUUAUUUCAUAAUAAAUAAAUAAAUAAAAAAUAA